AUGCCUGCAGCCAAAGUUAAGUCGCGCAUUCAGUUUCAGAGCCGGCAGAAACCAGCUGUGCCUAGAAACAACAAGCACCACGCAGAGCCAGCGCAAUCAACGCAACAAAACAACGUCGCAAACAGCCCACAGGAGGCGGCUAGAGGUAGCCAAGCUUAUAAAGAACAGCAUGAUCGAAUUCUCUCGCUGACUAGCAAAGUGUCUGCAUUUUCCUUCGACUCCGACGAUACCACAGACGAAGAGGAGAGUGGCCAUGACAAAGAGCAUGUGACACCAUUCGCAAAAAGGCGAGUCUCAACUACAGAAGAGUGUAGGCUGAGCGGCGCUUUCGACUCUCUAAUCCGCGCGGCGACGUUGGAGAGACGUGUUUCGUUCAUUGCAAGCAGUCCUAACAGUUUCUAUAGCGCUGUGGAUGACGACUGCGACCCAAGCGACUCUUUGAUCAUUGAGGCGCAUAUACCUGAUCCACAAGAGCCAAAGAAGCCAAAGCUGCCAAUGGUAGAAGAGGUCAAGGCUGAGGCUUCAGUUUCAUGGCAUCAAUGGCUUGUGACCUUGUUCGCUGGUCGCAGGACUAUCCCGUUGCACUCUGCUUGUCAACACCAGGCUCCGCCAGCGACCAAUGACAGCGAAGGAAUUACGCCAGUUGGGGACAUCUCAUCUUCCGAGCAACCGCGACUCACACAUGAGCAAGCCAUUCCGCAGGUACGCGCAGUCGGCGCCAAACACCCAUCCCAUCGCCCAAGCUAUAGGUACAUCUCACCUGCGCGCACGACUCAGUACACAGGCUAUGCUGUAGUAGCGCAAGACGAAUAUGAACCAGCAAUUGUACAGCGAGGCUUUGUAGUACCCAACAGCCAACAACAAGUCUCACUUACGCAACGGCGGAACAAGUCUUCGAACAGUAUCUUCAACAGGGAUGGCGAUACAUGGACGGUUUGGCACAGGACAAAUCCUAUUACGGAGACCGACUACUUUAAGAGGAGUCGUCCCAACAACCAGCUGCUGCAUUCACAGUCAACUGCAAACAUGGUAAGGCAGUCUGGAUGA
Molecule: messenger RNA, 1047 nt
Organism: Pyrenophora tritici-repentis Pt-1C-BFP
Lineage: Eukaryota; Fungi; Ascomycota; Dothideomycetes; Pleosporales; Pleosporaceae
Source: RefSeq, a predicted model, not a curated record